AUGCUGAACAUUUCGCGCGCCCCCAUCUCCGAAAAAUGGCUGUCCUCUACAGUCACAGGAACCCACAAUCACCAAGCUCUCGAUUCCAAGGCUGUACUGAAUAUCAGGCAUAGCCGUUUCAGUAUCUCCACCAUUAAUACCGACCUUUUCCCCGAACUCAUAUCGUGGUCAGCCAUGAUGAAGACACAAUCGCUCUCGCCCUCAACACAAAGUUUCCCCAGCGACGUUACACGACCAAGCCACGAAGAUUCCGAUACCAUAAUGGAGAUGAACCUGUCACUCUCCGCUAUCUUUGACCCAACUACACUUGAAGUCGGCUUUGAUACGUCGUGUUUUGACGGGCUUGAUGACACCCUUAUUUACUCUCCGAUGAGCGCUUUUGCCGAUGUCUGCUGGGAGGACGGGUUGGUUGCGGAGCCUCCGGUUUUGCCUACUACUGAGAAGCGCAGUGCGCCAGCGCCAGCGCCUACGCCUACGCCUAUCCCUGCCCCGACUCAAAGCUUCGGCGAUAGGAAGAGCCCAUAUUUCCCUCUGGCGAUGGUUACCAGCGGUUCUUCCGACGAUUCGGAUACAGAUUCGGACGAGUGCAGGACGUUCAACGAAGAAGACGUGAUCAAGGCUAUUCCUGUCAACGGCGUCUGGUCAGGCAUACAGCGAGUGGGAGAGUUCUCGUCAUAUGAAACCUACACUCCUAGACGGUUGAACUUUGAGGACGAUUCGACCUCGUUUAUGAUCGUUGAGCCACAAAAGCCACGAAUGCCCGUGUCAGUGCCCAACGCGUCCGAUUCCGCCAUUGGCUCGUUCCCCGUACGCACUACCCAGCAUAAAAAGAGCGUAUCUAGCCGGAUUACCGCCUUUCGCGCUCACCUGAUGCCUGGAAGACUGACAUUCGUGAGACCGCCCGCCCAAUGA
Psilocybe cubensis is the source of this 912-nucleotide messenger RNA. RefSeq lists its product as uncharacterized. The coding region runs from base 1 to 912 and encodes 303 amino acids. The transcript is spliced from 3 exons. Lineage: Eukaryota; Fungi; Basidiomycota; Agaricomycetes; Agaricales; Agrocybaceae. The record is from RefSeq and is a predicted model, not a curated record.